AUGUCAGUAAUUUGUAUUUUCCUGCUCUUUGUCAGCCUCGUUGUGGGUGAACAAUUGGACGAACCAUCACGUAUAAAUGGCGGUCAAUCGGUGAAUGAAACGGUUCCCUAUCAGGUUUCCAUGCAAAUCUUUCGUCGUGGGCGUUGGCAACAUUUCUGCGGCGGCUCCAUAGUCAGUUCCCAGCAUGUCCUUACGGCUGCCCAUUGUGUGGAGAAAAUGAGGGUGGAGGACAUCAGUGUUGUAACUGGCACGCUGAAUUGGAAAACGGGUGGACUACGCCACAAGGUGGUGGGCAAGCAUGUUCAUCCGCAGUACUCGAUGAGUCCGCGCAUCAUCAAUGACAUUGCCUUGGUAAAGGUUACCCCAGCAUUUCGUCUGCAUCGCGGAGAUAUUGGCACCAUACAUUUGGGUAACAGCGAUCGCAUAGGCGAGAAGGUACCAGUUCGUCUAACUGGUUGGGGCUCAACAACAUCGACUAGUGCUUCGGCUGUCCUGCCAGAUCGUUUGCAGGUCCUCAACUAUCGCACCAUCUCGAAUGAGGAUUGCAAGCAAAAAGGAUUUCGUGUUACGGGUAAUGAGAUUUGUGCCUUGGCCGUGCACGGUAAAGGAGCUUGUAUGGGCGAUUCUGGUGGCCCAUUGAUAAAACCAGGUCUUCAACCUCAAUUGGUGGGCAUUGUAUCCUAUGGAAGUGCCACCUGUGCCCAAGGUCAUCCAGAUGUUUAUACGCGUGUCUCCAGUUUUUUGCCCUACAUCAGCAAAGUUAUCAAUCAGGACUUGCCCUAAUAAAUAUCCCACUGACAUCGUAUA
This is a messenger RNA of Drosophila willistoni, 807 nucleotides long. RefSeq names its product chymotrypsin-1. Gene Ontology annotation, biological process: proteolysis. The transcript has 2 exons. The record is from RefSeq and is a predicted model, not a curated record. Gene Ontology annotation, molecular function: serine-type endopeptidase activity. The coding region runs from base 1 to 783 and encodes 260 amino acids. Lineage: Eukaryota; Metazoa; Arthropoda; Insecta; Diptera; Drosophilidae.